Prunus armeniaca (apricot) is the source of this 651-nucleotide messenger RNA. The record is from the annotation of a GenBank genome assembly. NCBI's taxonomy places the organism in Eukaryota, Viridiplantae, Streptophyta, Magnoliopsida, Rosales, Rosaceae.
AUGAGCGAUUCUGGACCUACUUGCCAAUUCUUUGCCCCAUAUCUUGAAUCCGGUGACAACAGGCAUCAACUAAAGCCUGAAUUUCCUAAUGCUGAUAAAGAUUUCAAAGAUCUCUCUGACAUUGAAAGCCAACCUUUCAAGAAACCCAGAACUUCUGAAGUUGUAUUGAUCUCUGCGAUUCCCAUGGCGCAGAAUAAUUUGUUGCCUUGUAAUUUCAAAACCAGACUUUGCAAUAACUUCAAAAUGGGUAAUUGCCAUUAUGGGCAGAGCUGUUGUUUUGCCCAUGGAAUCAGUGAUCUCCGCAAGACUAGGCGUAAUUGGCAAGGACUGGAAACUGAGGAGGGCUUCAAGACCAGGACUUAUGAUCAUAGAAGAACUUCUAAUGAUGUAUGCAGAUUGUUCUCUAGUGGGGGAAAAUGCUCAUAUGGAGACAAAUGCCUCUAUCCUCAUCAUAACUCAGAAGAAUAUCUAAUAAGAUUAUUGGGAGUGUAUGAGGCGAGAGAGAGAGAGACGACGACGAUGAGAUUGAAGAAGACGAGAGGUUGCGUGUUAUUUUUAGGGUUUAGAAAAGGGCCUGGGCAAGAGAGAAGGGCCUGGGCUUCAAAAAAUACAACACUAAAUGGAUUUUGUAUUAUGAAAUCACUAAAGUAA